UUCCCCCGUCGAAAGUCAAAUCCAACACAUUAUUUCUGUAUGCGGUUUCUGCCCAAGAACGACAAAGUGGGCUUGGUGACAUGGAAACUACGAUAAGCUACAGGGCAGUGGAUCCCGCCCAAAAUUUUGAAUUCUUCUAAAGCACGAUUGGACCACGUGGCCACACCUGCGGAUUCGACCGUUGCAAAGUGCUUAUUCAAGCCUUUGCCCCCUUCCUUCUUUGCCGUCCGCUUCAAUCUCUCUCUGUCUCUGUCUCUCUCUCUCUCUCUCUCUCUCUCUCUCUCUCUCGUCCCCUCCUUCCAUGGCGAUUCCUGCCGAGAAUCAACAACAACAACAGGAGAAGGUUUCUUCAGAGGUUUCAGCGGCAGAGAAAAAAAGAUGGACUCUCAAUGACUUCGACAUUGGAAAGCCUCUAGGACGAGGGAAGUUUGGUCAUGUCUAUCUAGCCAGAGAAAAAAGAAGCAAUCACAUUGUGGCACUAAAGGUCCUCUUUAAGAGCCAAUUGCAGCAGUCUCAAGUUGAGCAUCAACUUCGACGGGAAGUGGAAAUACAAAGUCAUCUUCGACACCCUAAUAUUUUACGCCUCUAUGGAUAUUUUUAUGAUCAGAAACGAGUUUAUCUGAUAUUAGAAUACGCAGCCAAAGGUGAACUCUACAAAGAACUGCAGAAGUGUAAAUACUUUAGUGAAAGGCGUGCUGCUACUUACGUUGCAUCAUUGGCCCGGGCUCUCAUAUAUUGCCAUGGAAAGCAUGUAAUUCACAGAGAUAUUAAACCAGAGAACCUUUUAAUUGGUGCACAGGGGGAAAUCAAGAUAGCAGAUUUUGGAUGGUCAGUGCACACAUUUAACCGCAGACGCACCAUGUGCGGUACACUGGAUUACUUGCCUCCUGAGAUGGUGGAGAGUGUUGAGCAUGAUGCUAAUGUGGACAUCUGGAGCCUCGGUGUUCUAUGCUAUGAGUUUCUCUAUGGGGUCCCUCCUUUUGAGGCUAAAGAACAUUCAGACACUUAUAGAAGGAUUGUGCAAGUAGAUCUGAAGUUCCCUCCUAAGCCAAUAGUCUCUUCUGCUGCAAAGGACCUUAUUAGUCAGAUGCUUGUGAAAGAUUCGUCACAGCGCCUGCCCCUUCACAAGCUUCUCGAGCAUCCGUGGAUUGUCCAAAAUGCUGAGCCGUCUGGCAUAUACAAGGCCUGAUCUGUAUUUCAGAUAUCCCCUAUUUCCUUGUUUAGGAGAUAAUUGAUAGCAGGUUUCUCCUGGUUUUACAAUAUUGAAUUUGUGAUAUAUCGAUUCCUUGCUUUGAAGAGUGUGAAAAUAAUUGUUAGAGGACUCCUUGUUCAACAAUAAAACAGUUUCAUGUAUGAAUUUAUAAUUAGUUUAGUUUAUUA
This is a messenger RNA of Ziziphus jujuba (common jujube), 1380 nucleotides long. RefSeq names its product serine/threonine-protein kinase Aurora-1. The record is from RefSeq and is a predicted model, not a curated record. Lineage: Eukaryota; Viridiplantae; Streptophyta; Magnoliopsida; Rosales; Rhamnaceae. Gene Ontology annotation, biological process: regulation of cytokinesis; mitotic spindle organization; protein phosphorylation. The coding region runs from base 302 to 1189 and encodes 295 amino acids. The transcript is spliced from 9 exons. Gene Ontology annotation, cellular component: chromosome passenger complex; spindle microtubule; spindle pole centrosome. Gene Ontology annotation, molecular function: ATP binding; protein kinase activity.